AUGAGCGCCGACAACCUCCACCACGUCGAGACCGCCGAGCACUUCGACUCUCUCCUCGCCGCAAACACCUACGUCGCCGUCGACUUCUACGCCGACUGGUGCCCCCCCUGCAAGGCCAUCGCGCCCAUCUACAAGUCCCUCGCCGACAAGCACAGCGCCGAAAACACGCUCGCCUUUGCAAAGGUCAACGUCGACAACGUCCAGAAGAUUGCCGCCCGCUACGGCAUCACUGCUAUGCCCACGUUCCUCUUCUUCAAGGACGGCCAGCAGGUCGCCGUCAACGGCCAGGCCAUGAUCCAGGGCGCCGAUCCUCGCAGCCUGGGCGCUGCUGCUGAGAAGCUGGGCGGCCUGGCGCAGAAGAGGCUCGAGGAGGCUCAGACUGCUACUGCUUGA
Messenger RNA from Trichoderma gamsii, 393 nucleotides. RefSeq names its product thioredoxin 1. The coding region runs from base 1 to 393 and encodes 130 amino acids. The transcript has a single exon. NCBI's taxonomy places the organism in Eukaryota, Fungi, Ascomycota, Sordariomycetes, Hypocreales, Hypocreaceae. The record is from RefSeq and is a predicted model, not a curated record.